AUGGCUGAGGCUGCUGAGCUCAGGAAGCUGUUACCAGAGAUGGAAUCCAAGGUGGAAUUACUGGAGCGAGAAGUUGAAUUCCUGAAGAAGGACAAAUCUGAGAAUGAAGAGAAAACUAGGGAUUUGGAGAAGAAAAUUGGGGCUCUGGAGAAAAAAGAUGUUGAUGAGAGGAACAAGUUGACUAGGAUUGAGGAGGAGUUGAGGGGGAAGAUUCAAGAGAAGGAAAUGGAGGUUUUGGAAUUAAGGCAGAAGACUAAGGAAGUGGAGAGCUUUGCAAAAUUUGAAGAGCUCGGAUAUGGAGGAGUUGAUACUGUGAAUGGUGGAGUGAAUGAAAAUGGGGUUAUUUCUAGGGAUGGGAAAGGGGUGAAGUGUUUGAAAGUUCAGUUGCCUGUGGUGGCAGUUGGUUCUACUGUUGUUGCAGCUACUGCUAUGAUCUGGUUCUACUUUGGGUUGAUCCAUGAAAAUAAUGACGAUGAUGGUUUCUUAUAUGGCUUAAUGUUUAUCAAGCCUGUGAAUUUUGAUUUCUUGUUGAAAAGUUAG
This is a messenger RNA of Arachis ipaensis, 540 nucleotides long. NCBI's taxonomy places the organism in Eukaryota, Viridiplantae, Streptophyta, Magnoliopsida, Fabales, Fabaceae. The record is from RefSeq and is a predicted model, not a curated record.